Molecule: messenger RNA, 670 nt
Organism: Lucilia sericata (common green bottle fly)
Lineage: Eukaryota; Metazoa; Arthropoda; Insecta; Diptera; Calliphoridae
Product: peritrophin-48-like
Exons: 3
Cellular component (GO): extracellular region
Molecular function (GO): chitin binding
Source: RefSeq, a predicted model, not a curated record
AUGGUUAAAAAUUUACAUUUUAUGUUAGUUCCAAUACUAUGGGCAUUUGUGCCCAUAACAAAAAUCAAUGCUGAAUAUGAGGUGUCUAAAUAUUGUCAACUAGUACCAGUGGGCACUAAAUUGCCUAGUUUGGAAUCAUGUCAAACUUUCUAUACUUGUCUGGGACAAAAACAAGUAGCGGAAUCUAAAUGUGCCGGUGACGAUGUAUUUGAUAAAGAUUUGCAAAUGUGUGUGCCUAGAACUAAUAACAAUUGCCAUGUUAACAUAGAAAAUCCUUGUGAAAAUCAAGAUGACACAUGGGUAGGCGAUACUAAAGAUUGUAGCCUUUGGCAUUAUUGUUCAAGUGGUAAGCUAAUAGGCAGCGGUUCUUGCGCAUUAGGACAAUAUUUUGAUGACACUAUUAAAUCGUGUGUCAAUGGCAAAUGUCCCUAUAAUAUGGAAACCUCUGGAGAGAUUAACGAUUUAUGUCAAAUUAUGCAAAAGGAUCAAUUCUUUGGUGAUUUUCAAGACUGUGCUGUUUGGCAUAGAUGUAAUGGCUCAGGCAUGAAUAAAGGCAAAUGUGAACAUGGAUUGCUUUACGACACCCAAAAGCGUAUGUGUCUUAAGGACAGUGAUCAACUAUGUGAACAUAACGGAGGUAAACUUCCCCUUGUAACACAGGGUCUAGAAG